CUCCGCGUACCCUGUGUCAGUCCGCUGCGAUUUCGCCGCCCGUGUGUCGCCUACGGCCUACGGGCAAGAGUGGAGGCGAUUUGGGGCAGGUGGUGAAGCCACCGACGGUGGCGUCUUCCCUGCCGUCAAGCGAGGGCGGUGGCGGCGGCACAGUACGACAUGGAAUCCAGAUGGGUUAUACCGCUUGUGGUUAUUUUGCUUGCAUUGCAAAUUCACCCCGUUCGCUGUCGGCAAGAGCCAGCGCUUUCACCGUGUAACUCCACACUUGUUAUUGCCAAGUACCCCUGUGAUAACACCACCAUAGUUUGCUCCCGAAUGGAAUCCACGAAGGACCAGCUUGUCCCUUGGCUAUCUUUCACUGUGUCCUUCGUAAUAUUAUUCUGCCCAUUCUUGCGUAUCAAAGAGUUGAAGCCCAAUCCACGAACUGAUGCGCAAACCUUCUUUUGGUGGUUUUUGUUUGUUGGUUUUCUGGAUUAUAUUCUCUGGAUCUGGUAUUUUGAGGAAUGCUCUGAUCCACAUUAUUCAGCAUAUCCUGUGUUACUGACCUGCUGUUUUGGGUGCGGUAUACACCUGAUCUUCUCUCUUAUAGCUACAGUAAUGACUUGGAAUUCUGGGGAUCAGCGAGUACGAUGGGGCAUUAUACUUACAUUCUUGGUCUUUGUCGGUGGUGGAAUUUUUCAUAAAAUACAAAGACAAGCCCUUGGCUGGAUGGGAGUAGCACUAAGUGUGCUGUCUCAUUCUUUCCGUAUUGGAUCAACGGUGUACUACGCCAAGAUUAAUCGGUAUCUGUUUGUUGCCUCCAUGGUGGGGUCAGUAAAUGGAUUCUUGUGGCUUAUCCAUCCUCAGCUAUGCAUUUCAAAGGAAUACAAGAAUUAUGUCACCAUCUCCUUGAUGGUAACCGGUGACCCCCCAACUUCGUGGCGUAUUAAGAUGAAUUCGUUGGUGAUUAAAGUGGUGAUUUAGAUUGAAACACACUUAUCACCAAAUCUUGUUUCACUGGAUCAAUGUGCAAGAAAGAGAUAUAUUCAAGUGUAACUAGCUCGGUGCUCGUGGUUGCUACGGAAUCACAAAUAAGCUGAGUUAGACACGUGGCAUGGAAGAUCAAUGGAAAAGCAUAAGUGUAGUAUGACCGCUUCAUGGGUACAAUGAAAAAAAAGAGACAAGGAGGCAGUUCCAGGCAGUGACUAAAACAAUCAUGGGUAGGGUUUGAAGAUUUAAAUCUACAUGAAACUAAAAUUUUGAGAUGCUGAAGGAUAGGCACAUGGAAGAAAUACGACGCAAGGAAAACGAUUGGGAAAGAAGGAAGGUAGGCCCAACAAGAAUGAAGAGUGAGGAGUGAAAUCACCCCCAGUUCCAGUCUUUAUAAGUAGGAAAGACAAUUAUUGCUAAGAACUCAUUUUUAUUUUUGUAUAUGAUGAUGUAAUCAUUAAAUUAGCUUGACCUUAUGAAUCUGCUUCAUGUUUA
This is a messenger RNA of Triticum dicoccoides, 1464 nucleotides long. RefSeq lists its product as uncharacterized. NCBI's taxonomy places the organism in Eukaryota, Viridiplantae, Streptophyta, Magnoliopsida, Poales, Poaceae. The transcript has 7 exons. The coding region runs from base 160 to 963 and encodes 267 amino acids. The record is from RefSeq and is a predicted model, not a curated record.